Messenger RNA from Linum tenue, 1486 nucleotides. The record is from the annotation of a GenBank genome assembly. NCBI's taxonomy places the organism in Eukaryota, Viridiplantae, Streptophyta, Magnoliopsida, Malpighiales, Linaceae.
UUUCCUUCCUUUUUUUGGUCGAAGUAGUUCUGUCUUCUUGUUUGUACAGAGACGCCAAAGUUCCAUUUAUUAAUUUUUGUGUGCUCUCUCUCCGCCUUUCUGCAAUGGGGAGGAUUCUAGUUUUCACGGCAAAGCUAAAGCAAGCAUCGCUUCUAUGGCUUGAAGGAUUUUUAGAAGCUUGCUGCCUUCAUCGCGCCUUCAUCCUCUGUCGCAGGUCGAAGAAGCUACUGAUUCGAACUGGGCAGUGUUUUCUGUUGAAUGGAUUCAUAUUUUUGGGAAGUCUAUUUAUGCUGAACUCAGUACUCAUCCCAGCAUUACAAUGGAUUUUGCCUGAUAAGUGCUCAGAGAUUAGCUCCCAUGAACCAUGCUUGCACGGUGGCAUUCUGAGAUACUACUCGUUCUUACGCCGUGGCCUCGUGCAACUCUUUUACAUCUUUUGGGUCUGCCCAGUGUACCUGUUCAGUAUUAUCCUGAGCACUCUCUGGUACAAUGACAUUGCUAAACAUGGUUUCGCUGCAAUGGGAAACAAUGGGCUCAACCUAUCAAAACCCUCACGCUCGGAUGAGAUAGCUGCAGAGCCCAAAAAAGCUCCAAUGGAGAAGCCUCCUGGUCUCGAGGGGAUUUUCGUGGGAAUAGGGGAGCAGGUGUACUCACUAAUGCUGUUAACAUUCUUCUUGCUGCAGGUUCAUGCUGUAGGAAUCGUGCCCUUUGUUGGGAAGGCAUUGAGUUUUGUAAUGAUGUCCUGGAUGUAUGCCUACUACUGUUUCGAGUACAAAUGGAACUUUUCUGAAGUGCCACUGGACAGGAGACUGGACUUCUUCGAAACGAACUGGGCCUUUUUUGCUGGUUUUGGCAGCCCUAGUGUUCUGGCUAUCUUUUUUGUGUCAACUUUUGUGAGCUACGGCUUGAUGGGCGCUCUAUAUCCCCUGUUUGUUCUAACUGCGACUAGCUCGAGCGCUGACCAUCUCAUUUUCUCUGAGAGGAAAAAAUGGAAGGGGAUAGGACUCCGGAGGCUGCCCAUAUUUUGUGCAGCGGAUACAUUAUCGCUUCGAAGCUUGUCCAUCCUCCCUUGGAUUCUCGACAUGAUCACCCGGAUAAUAAGUCGAGCUAAAACCUGGUUAGCUUCUUUGCGCAACAAGCUGCAAGCAAAGCGCAACACCUAGAAGUGGAUUAAGUUGUAUGUAUGUAUAUAGCCUCCAUACACAGUUUUUCAUGAUCUGGAGGGAGCCGAAUCCUGGAACCCUCAUCAGAUGGACGACGGCUGCAGCAUUUUAUGGAUCAAUGUACAAAGUUAGAGAAGUAAUGUGUUGUACAAACGGCUGCAGCGCACUGCUCUCUGAACCUUUGAGAGUUCUUUUAUGUACAGAAAAUAUACUGGAUUCGAGAGUAAUGUAGCUUUAUGCUUAGUUUGUACUAAUUUAGCUUUAUGCUUAGUUUGUGUUCGGGCCAUUGGUCCAAAGAGCCCAUAUCCACAGUUCCAAUUCAG